AUGCACCAUGCAUUGAUUGAAAAAUUUUAUGUUCGAACAUGGAAUACAGUCGUACCGAAAUUGGUUAUGGAUGAAAUUCUCCGCUCAGUGCGUGUCAUGUUUGACGGGUUCAAUUCCCCUGAUCCAACCGCACGAUUGCAAGAGCUGGCAACGCAGAUAUUUCAGAAUACUGCCCGACCAAUGCGGACACAUAAGUCCAUGACAGCCGGAGAAUAUUGUGCGUCUUUCACUGGGCGUAACCUCCGCUGGGAGGCCCUUGGAUCCAUCUUCACUCUUUGUGGAAUGCAGCUGGUCAUUACGCCAGACAGCGAUCCUGAAGUUACCCAGGGAUCCGAUGAUCCUCGGGCAAAAGACAAAUUACUAGAGCAACUGACCGUGAUAAGUACGAUAUGUCUUGGAUUCUGUGACCAGGCAUCGUCGGUCAACGAACUGCUCGCGAUAUUGCAGUUCAAUGAUACCAUGCUGCGAACACAGCAGUAUGGUGAUUCCAGCUAUCAAGCAUGGCGUCGACUGGGCGAUUUAGUAUCCACAAUCUAUGCGGCUGGACUGCACCUGGAGAACGAUGGCGCAGAUAACUGUCCGUUUUUCCUUCGUCAAUGGCGAAGGCGCUGUUUUACUGCAGCCUUUUACAUGGACAAAAUGGUAGCGACUUUUGUUGGGCGACCACCACUGAUGAACAGUAAAUUCUGUACGCCCACUGCUCCAUUGGAUCUGAGUGAUGAUGAUCUAGUUGCCGGUGGUGAUGUACUGAACAAAGCUAUAUCGGAGCUGGACAGUGCCGGCUGGAACACGAAAGGGAUGCUACACCUGGUAACCCCAACUAUUUUUCGUUAUCAAUUGGCCAUAAUUCGGGAAGAAGCUCUUGAGGUUGUACUGGGUACCCAAAAACAACAUAAUCUGAUCCAAAAAUCCGAGGAAAUCCAAGCAAAGUCUCGUGCCAUAUGGGGAGCGGCUCCAGAUCAUCUUCGAUAUGAUCGCAGAUUGGAUGACCAAUUCCAUGAUGGAUGGCUUACAAUCGUUUAUUUCUAUCUAGAUUACCUCUAUACUUGCUUUUUGCUUUAUAGGGCAGUCGUGAAGCACACCAAUACUGGCCAAGACGAUCUAUGCGAUGUCUCACGUCGAAUUCUAGCAAUUGUCAUCCGUGUGAACUCUUUUCGAACUCCGAUGGUGGAUCUUGACCGCCACUUUUCAUGGAUUGUCCUCACUUAUGGUGUACCCUCUGCGAGCGUUCUUCUUCUCGAACUUUUACGCCAGUCACAUGAGCCCGGCCCUCACACUGUCCCACUCCCACGCGCGGAAUUGAUUCGAAACUUGAGCGUUUUUGUUUCCUUCCUAUCCUGGGUAUCAUGUCCUGGUCACGGUAACUAUACUACCUGCAAAGAAGCCGAGAAAAAGUUAUCUCAGAUUCUUGACCGACUUCUUGAUCCCGAACCGGCGCAGGAGAACGUGGUAGAUGAUGUGACAUCAGGUCUCGACAACUUCUUGAACUGGUCGAAUUACAACACUAUGUGGGACUUCAAUUCCGAGUUCAUGUCUCUUGGUGAGGGAUUUGCGCCUUGA
Molecule: messenger RNA, 1560 nt
Organism: Penicillium nucicola
Lineage: Eukaryota; Fungi; Ascomycota; Eurotiomycetes; Eurotiales; Aspergillaceae
Product: putative C6 transcription factor
Exons: 4
Coding region: 1-1560 (519 amino acids)
Biological process (GO): DNA-templated transcription
Cellular component (GO): nucleus
Molecular function (GO): zinc ion binding; DNA binding
Source: RefSeq, a predicted model, not a curated record